AUGCGUUUCACCAGCAUCUUCGCCCUCCUGGCCGCCUCCGUCGCCGUCGCUCAGUCCUCCGCCGACGAGACCACCACCACCCUGACUGCCACCACCACCAAGACGGUCACCAUCACCAAGUGCAACCCGACCAACACUGCCUGCCCCCUGUACACCCCGACCACGACCAUGCUGCCUACCAUCAACUCGACCACCAGCACCUCGACUUCGACUUCCUCGUCUGCCUCUUCGUCGUCGUUCCACUUCUUCGCCGCCUCCAACUCUACCACCGCCGGCCCGACGGCCUCGGCUCCCUGGACCAAGUCCACCGUCAGCCCCGUCAAGACCUCGGCCGACUCUGCCCCUACCGCCGGCUCUCCUGCUUCCUCCGCCUCGAGCGCUCCCAACGCCGGCUCUGGCCUGUUCGUCCAGAGCGGUCUGCUGGCCGCCGUCGUCGGUCUGGCUGUCGCUCUCAACUAA
This is a messenger RNA of Colletotrichum karsti, 459 nucleotides long. RefSeq lists its product as uncharacterized. The transcript has a single exon. The coding region runs from base 1 to 459 and encodes 152 amino acids. Lineage: Eukaryota; Fungi; Ascomycota; Sordariomycetes; Glomerellales; Glomerellaceae. The record is from RefSeq and is a predicted model, not a curated record.